AUGAACUACGACGCGGCGGAUGAUCGGUGGGCGAAUCCACCGCAACCAGUGGCCGCCGAACAACCGGCCGCCGCUCCGAUGUUCGAUCAUUCGAUGGUCAGCGAGGAGUACGAGCACGAUCGGAAGAAGAAUCCGCCGCCGAAACAGGGCAUCUCGUUCUCGCAAGCACUCAUGGCUUCCGGGCAUGAGAAGUCGGACGGAAAGAUCAAGUUAACCGCCAGCUCGUUCAUGGAGGUCGGAUCGUACGCCGUGUUCUUGAUUGUGCUCGUUUAUGGUGAGUUUUUUCUUCUUCUUCUUCUUCUUCCUACCCCUUAGUGCUUCCCAUUUCAGUGGCUUUUGCCCAGAACAGCAUCCAAUCGUACUACUACACAAAGGUGAUGACGGACCUGUUCGUGUCGAGCACCGGCGCCAGUGGAGCUCCGGCUUUCGGCUCUUGCACUUCGAUGGACAAUAUUUGGGAUGUUAGUCUCAUCCAGCACCCUUUUUUGCCAAAGUACCGUUUUUUUCAGUGGUUCUCGCAGGUGCUCAUCCCCGGAAUCUAUUGGACGGAGAAUUCGAAUUCGACAGACAACGAGAACAUGAUUUACUAUGAGAAUCGUUUGCUCGGCGAGCCCAGGAUACGAAUGUUAAAGGUCCGAAUCAGAACGGAAAUAUCGUGGCCUAGUUUUAGUUUUCUAGGUCACCAACGAUUCGUGUACGGUUAUGAAGAGUUUCCAAAGAGAAAUCAAAGAAUGUUUCGCGAACUACAAGAAAAAGUACGAGGACAAGACGAUCGUUUCCGACGGGAGUGUGGAUGCGUAAGCGGAUUUUCGAGGGGAGAAUUUGAUAGUAUCAGCAACAAGUUUAGGUUCGUUUACCGUACCGCGAAAGAGCUAGAAAACGAGGAUACGGACGGGAAUAUUGCCACGUACGGGGGCGGCGGUUUUGUGCAAAAACUUCCUGUUUCGGGCUCAACGGAGGCUCAAUCGGCGAUUGCCACGUUGAAAGCGAACCGAUGGAUCGACCGCGGAACUCGAGCGAUCAUUGUCGACUUUGCCGUGUACAACGCGAAUAUCAACCUGUUCUGUGUUGUGAAGUUACUCUUCGAGCUGCCAGCCUCUGGCGGAGUGCUCACCAUACCCAAACUGAUGACGUACAACCUGAUUACGUAUCAAGGAUCCACCGGCACCCGGAUGAUAGUGUUCGAGGGCAUCUUCUGCGGAUUCGUGCUCUUCUUUAUCUUCGAGGAGCUUUUCGCUAUAGCCCGUCAACGUCUUCGAUAUCUCGGAGCCUUCUGGAACCUUGUCGACGUCUGUCUGCUCGGCUUCUCCGUCGCCACCAUCAUCCUCUCCAUUCAUCGAACAAAGAUCGCCACAAAUCGAGUGAACUCGGUGAUGGAGAACGGGCUCACGAAUGCUCCGUUCGAUGACGUCACGUCUGCCGAGAACGCCUUCCUCAACAUCAAAUCGUGCGUGGUUUUCAUCGCCUGGGUCAAAGUGUUCAAGUUCAUUUCGGUGAACAAGACCAUGUCGCAACUGUCCUCGACACUCACCCGAUCCGCGAAGGACAUCGGAGGAUUCGCGGUUAUGUUCGCCGUGUUCUUCUUUGCGUUCGCUCAAUUCGGAUACCUCUGCUUCGGAACUCAGAUCGCCGACUACUCGAACCUGUACAACUCGGUGUUCGCCUUACUCCGUCUGAUUCUCGGCGACUUCAACUUCUCGGCUCUCGAGGACUGCAACCGCUUCUUCGGUCCCGCCUUCUUCAUCGCCUACGUCUUCUUCGUCUUCUUUAUUCUUCUCAACAUGUUCCUGGCCAUCAUCAAUGACUCGUACGUUGAAGUGAAAGCGGAGUUGGCUCGCAAGAAAGAUGGAGAGGGCAUUUUGGAUUGGUUUAUGAACGUAAGCUUUCCAGUGCUCUAACUGAACACUUUUCAAUUUCAAUUCAGAAAGUCCGCGGUUUGACAAGGCGCGGAAAGCGUCCGGAUGCUCCGAGCUCCGAGGAUGCCACGUACGAGGACUACAAGAUUAUGCUCUACCGUGCCGGAUACGCCGAGAAGGACAUCAACGAGGCGUUCACGCGGUUCAAUGUGACCGAACUGCGAGAGCACAUUCCGGAAAAGAUGGCCGAGGAUAUUGCCGACGAGGUGGCCAGACAGACGCAGCAGAAGAGGAGCUACAUGGAGAACCACAGAGAUUAUGCGAAGUCGAUUUUCAGCUGGAUCCUUCUAGAUAAUAUAACAUUUUUAGCCUGAAUCGUCGUGUUGAUCAGAUGCAAGAGUCGGUGUUCUCUAUUGUCGAUCGGAUUGAAAGUGUCAACAUGACCCUCCAGAGCAUUGAGAAGCAGCGCGUUGCGAUGCAAGACGGAGGAAACCUCAUGGAUCUCAGUGUAUAAAGGUCAUGGUUUGAAAAACCACUGUGAAAUCUGUUCCAGGCCCUGCUGACGAGCGAAGUUCGAAACCGUGAGAAGACCGCCAGACGUCCGACGAUCACUUCGAUCGGCGAGAAGAAGGAUGAUUAG
Caenorhabditis sp. 36 PRJEB53466 is the source of this 2496-nucleotide messenger RNA. NCBI's taxonomy places the organism in Eukaryota, Metazoa, Nematoda, Chromadorea, Rhabditida, Rhabditidae. The record is from the annotation of a GenBank genome assembly.